Molecule: messenger RNA, 2231 nt
Organism: Megalobrama amblycephala (Wuchang bream)
Lineage: Eukaryota; Metazoa; Chordata; Actinopteri; Cypriniformes; Xenocyprididae
Product: complement C1q-like protein 4
Exons: 4
Coding region: 357-692 (111 amino acids)
Molecular function (GO): protein binding
Source: RefSeq, a predicted model, not a curated record
GAAAUAUAUUCUUUGGUUUUUCUCAUUGUGAUGAAUGAUUAAGGCAAUUUGGCCUUUGUGUUUACACAUAUUUGUACUCCUGUGGAACAGGAAGUCAUGGCUGGACAAUAUCAUGUUCAUGAUUACCCGCCACCAUUACAGAGCAGAAAGCAAACAUCAGAGAACUGACCGCCACCGUUACAGAGCAGAAAGGAAACAUCAGAGAACUGACCGCCACUGUUACAGAGCAGAAAGAAAACAUCAGAGAACUGACAACCACCGUUACAGAGCAGAAAGAAAACAACAGAGAACUGACCGCCACCGUUACAGAGCAGAAAGAAAACAUCAGAGCUUUAGAGACGCAACUGAGGGAUGAGAUGAAGAAGAAAAAUUAUGAAAUUUCAAAUCUUACUCUGAGUCAAGUGGAGUUGAGAAAGGAAAAUAGAGACAGAGAAAUAGCUUUUUCAGCUGGACUGACACAAUCGAACAAGGAAUAUAUUGGUCCUUUUACCAGUGAAUUCACACUAACCUACAGGAAUGUCUUCACAAACAUAGGGAACGCCUACAACCCAAUUACAGGUGUUUUCACAGCCCCACUGAAAGGAGCGUACAUGUUCACAUUUUCUGUAUGUGGUCAUGCCCCAACUGCAGCAGGUGCCUCUAUCUAUAAGAAUGGACAGCGUGUGGUUAUAGCAUAUCAGUAUCAGCCUUAGAAUGAUUUAAACUCCUCAAAUGGAGUUGUGUUGAUCCUGGAGGUCGGAGAUGUUGUCUAUGUGAGACUUUGGCCUAACACAAGGAUAUAUGGUGACCAGAAUAACCUCAGUACUUUCCGUGGUUUCCUACUGUUUCCCUUAAGAUAACAAGAGAUUUGCAGAAUGUGAUUACAAUAAUUCUGAACCUUCAGCGUAUGAUUUAAGAUGAAAAUUAUGAAGAAUCAUUAACAUAUGAACCUGUAUUAAUGAGAACUAAUGUGUGUUUGGAAUUUAAAUUAAAUUACUGUAUAAAAGUCAGUAUAAUACACUAUACUCAUAAGUUCUGAACUGUCUAUACAUGUAAGUUUGUAUAAAGAGUUUCAGCACUGAGACUGACAGGACCCAUGAAUAUCACGUGACUCAAAAGUAAGGUUUUCACAAUUCCUUGAUUAAAUUUGAGUACUCUAUUUUAAGAAAAUCCUCUAUUGCAAUUUACCCUUGUUUGAUUAACCGACAAAAUACUAGAAGAGGUGUAUAUCCACGGACAAGAAUCCAUGAACUGCAUUAUUAAACUGUUUUCUAAGGGCUCGUUCACACAAAAUGUGUUUAUGCUUUGAAAAACGCGAGACGCGGGCAGUGGAACGGGGGAAAAAAAACGAGAUGCAUUCUUUAAAAAGUUGAACUGAUUUUGAGCGCCGUGUUUUUAGAACGUCACUUUAUUGUACAGUUUGUAAUAUUCCUGUAAUAUUCUUGCGGCACUGUGUUGUAUUGCCGUCAUAUUUUUGCAGUAUUUACUACAGGAUUUUGUGCUGUACACUAUGUAAUAUUGCUGUGAUAUUAUUUUAGUACUACUGUCAUAUUUCUUUUGUAAUACUUGGAAUUUCCUGUAAUAAACCUGUGGUCCUUAAUUGUGUUAUGCAGUAUUCUGUGGGAUUCCUGUAACCUUUUAUUUCUAGAAUAUUAUCAGUAGCCCCUCACUGCAGAACACAGGUUAAGGGCUAUGUAAAGUGGGAGGUGUUAGUAGAGCCAUGCUAUUCGUCCAUGAUAAACCUGUGAUAUUACUUACAAACUAGUCAUAAUCUGAAAACAUACAGUAUGUAGUACACAUGCAAGACAAGGCUUUAGUGAUCACAAGUUAAUAUACAAGGUAAAUUACUACGGUAGGUCAUGUUAGAAUCUGACAUACCAUAUACACUUGUGUUCAUGGACGGCAUAUAGGGAGGGGCUAGCAGGUGCUUCAGCGCCCCCUCAAUGGUUUUUUAGCAAUUAUAUACAAGUUGUGUUAUAUUUAAUAAAUAAGUUGAUAAUAAAAUUAACAAAUUAAAUAAAAUAAAAACAUUUGACUCAUUGCGCAUGCAUGAUGUGAUUUGCAGCUACUGUCGCACUUUUCGUAAUGUUGUAGCAUUUUAUUUUAAAGUGGAACGGUUCCUUGUGCCAAGACCUACCCCCGACUAAAGAUUUUUCUAGUAUUUAAAACAUUUUUAAACUAUAAUGCUUUCUGAGUUAGUGUUGGCUGCAAAAAUGAAGUUGCCGACACUGACCAAAAAAAAAAAAAAAAAA